Molecule: messenger RNA, 3762 nt
Organism: Fundulus heteroclitus (mummichog)
Lineage: Eukaryota; Metazoa; Chordata; Actinopteri; Cyprinodontiformes; Fundulidae
Gene: ldb1a
Product: LIM domain binding 1a
Exons: 12
Coding region: 299-1348 (349 amino acids)
Biological process (GO): nervous system development; negative regulation of transcription by RNA polymerase II; positive regulation of transcription by RNA polymerase II
Cellular component (GO): nucleus; transcription regulator complex
Molecular function (GO): LIM domain binding
Source: RefSeq, a predicted model, not a curated record
UCCUUUCAGUCUCAUCAUCCAAUUUGCUCACUGCCAGAUCCCCCCUCCAUCACCACCGUCUCUCCAUUCGCCGUUUCCUCUCGGCACGGCGCUCAGUCCUCUCUCUGUUGACCGGACCUGCCGGAUUUUCCCUCCGCGCCGCUGACCCCGAGAGGACACUUUUAUCCAGCGAGCGAAGAGAGUAGGAGCAGAGAGAGAGAGAGAGAGAGGAGGACAAAGGUAAAGAGUUGGCCCAUGCGAGAGGCGUGUGGCCUGAGUGCAGCUGUUUCGUUCAGAGAGGAGCCCAACAUGUGAGAAGAUGUCUGUUGGAGGCUGUGCUUGUCCCGGCUGUUCGUCAAAAUCCUUCAAGCUGUACUCUCCUAAGGAACCCCCCAACGGUGGCAGCUUCCCCCCCUUCCACCCAGGCGCUAUGCUGGACAGAGAUGUGGGGCCUACACCCAUGUACCCACCGUCAUACAUGGAGCCUGGAAUGGGGAGACCCACGCCGUAUGGGAACCAGACAGAUUACCGGAUAUAUGAGCUCAACAAAAGAUUACAGAACUGGACAGAGGACUGUGACAAUCUCUGGUGGGACGCCUUCACCACGGAGUUUUUCGAGGACGACGCCAUGCUCACAGUCACUUUCUGUCUGGAGGACGGUCCCAAGCGCUACACUAUCGGCAGGACGUUGAUUCCUCGAUACUUCAGAAGUAUUUUUGAGGGCGGUGCAACGGAGCUGUUCUACGUUUUGAAGCAUCCAAAGGAGUCGUUUCACAGUAACUUUGUGUCGCUCGACUGUGACCAGUGCACCAUGGUGACCCAAAACGGCAAACCCAUGUUUACACAGGUGUGCGUGGAGGGCCGUCUGUACCUAGAGUUUAUGUUUGAUGACAUGAUGAGGAUCAAGACGUGGCACUUCAGCAUCAGGCAGCACAGAGAGGUCUUACCAAGAAGCAUUCUCGCUAUGCAUGAUCCCCAGAUGCUCGACCAGCUGGCUAAAAACAUCACCAGGUGUGGGCUGUCCAACUCGACGCUCAACUACCUCCGUCUUUGUGUGAUAUUGGAGCCGAUGCAGGAGUUGAUGUCCAGACACAAGACCUACAGUUUGAGUCCGAGAGACUGCCUGAAAACCUGCCUUUUCCAAAAGUGGCAAAGGAUGGUAGCGCCUCCAGCUGAGCCAGCGAGACAAGCUCCCAACAAGCGGCGGAAAAGGAAAGUGUCGGGUGGCAGCAACGUGAGCUCCGGCGGAGGCGGCAACAACAACAGCAACAGCAAAAAGAAGAGUCCGGCCAACAGCUUCUCACUCUCCAGCCAGGACCUGGUUGGAACAAAAACCUGUACAGUGCCGGAGCUUGAGGACCGGAGUUGAGAACCACUACGCAAAAUCUGUUAACACACACACUCUCACACACACUCUCUCUCUUUCUCUUUCUCUCACACACACACACUCUCACACACACACACACUCUCACACACACACACAGACCGACCAGUGCACGCACCAACAAACACUGUCGCCUACAUCUGUGGCCCCGAACAGUGAGGUACUGAAGAGAGGUGGUACGCAGCAUGUCUGGACCCGAGCACCAGACGCCACAAAGUUGUGUUUUUAUUUUCUAUAUUUUAGACUUGUUUUUGUUUUGUUUUUUUUUAAAUGUAAAGUAUUUGGAGGAAAAAAAUGGCAAGCAAACAAUAACUCCCCAGGAUUUUCUUUGCACUGUUUCCCACUAUUAACGGCAGUCUAUUUUUCUUAUGAAAUUGACGUGUAUUAUUAUUAUUAUUAUUUUUUUUCUAUUACUGCUUAUGUAAGAAAUGUAAAACAUUUGAGACCUUCAGUAUAUUAAUGUGUAAGUAUUGCUGUUAGAUCAUUCUUAAUGUGAUGGUAAUAACUGUACGCCUUUGUCAUCCAUCGUCGGGCAGAGGUGUGGACUCGAGUCAAACAUUUAAUAACUUUAGACACGACAACAGACUAGAAACUCAACUCUGACUUUAUCACCAAUGACUUCACUUGGAAUUGAGCCUUUUGAGUAGAAAAUGCUUUUUUUUUUUUUUUUUUUCUUCUUUAAUCAAAUAGUUAAUAUUUACUGUGAAAACCUUAGUGCAGUUUUUUUUUUUUUUUUGUGUGGAAAGUUUGGAAGCUCAGUUUUAACUUCUUGUUUGUGCAAGAAAAUACAGCCGUUAAGCCUCAUUAACAACUUUAAGGAAAUUAGUGUUCCCCUGUUAUUAAAUUUAACAUUUGAUCAGCUUGCCUGUUUAAAAAUGAAGAAAUCCCAAGUUUAUGACUUUAAAUUUGAUCUGAAACUCGGCUGUCUUUAGCUCCAGACUUGGGGACGAAACAAUGUCUUGGUCCCACCUCUGCUAUCUGGCCUCAGUAAUAAACAUCUUAUUGUUUUUACUACGGCGCUACAGCUGAUCGGGUGCGAGUCCAAAGCUGAACUCCGGGUAUUUGUUUCCCAACUGAAUCUCCGUCUGUUGUCCACUCCUUGCAGAACUGUCUAUUUUGUCCUUAAAUCUCUUAUUCUUCGGGGGCGGGGUGAGGGAGGGAGGGGUGUCUUCAGAAAAGUAUAGUGACAGAAAACUUCUUGAAUUUGCUACUCAGAAUAUUUUAAAAAUCAAGUUUUAACUGGAUUGUAAAAUAGGAAAACUUUUGUAUUAACUUAAGCUUCCCAGCGAUGUUUUUAAAUUACAAUAAAGAAAGCUGCAGACCAAGGAGCUCCAUGUAAAGACUCUUACACACUGCGCUGUGUUUAUGUUUCAUUUUUCUGUUGGCUUUCCUCCUAAUGUUUGUGUCUGUGCUUGUACAUUUUUAGGUAGUACUUUCUGUAAAAGUCCCUCUAUGUAUUCCUUUUGAACUAAGAGAAACUCAAUCUAAUGUAAAGAGAUAAAAAAAAAAAAAAAAAGCCCAGUAAGUUUCUUUUAUUAUUUUAAACAUGAUUUUUAACGGUACAAUCACUGAUGAGAUAACUUUACCUUCAUUUUGGCAAACUAUUUAUUUUUCUAUGUACUGAUUUUUUUUUUUUCCCCCACAUGUACAAUACUCAUGACUAUAUCUGGAGGAAUUUGCGGUGCGGCUGCUGAGUCGGACUGCUCAUCACGGUGAUUGUGUGUUGCUUUGAAAUAAAUCUUAACGAUCCAGGCUAUUGCUUUCUCUGUUCACGCACCUCAUACCUGUGCUGUAAGUUUCUGCUCUCUUAAAAGUCAGAUCCUUGUAAAUAAAGAUCAGAAAUCUCAAGUUUUUUUUCUGUGCCACAGAAUCAACACAAAUGUAUAGAAAUCUUUAUUUUAAAGCACACAACUUGGGGUAAAUUCCCCUAUGUGGCUGUUAAAUUGCUGCAUUUUAAUUCGCUGUCGGUGUGCAGGUACACAGUCAGGGGCCUCGGCAGCAACAGUAAUUUGCUAAAUCGUCCACCAGGGGUCGCUCAAAGCUCCCAAGACUGAGCAGCUGGACAGAAAUUCCUCCAUCACCGUGUACAAAUCCACCAUGCAAUGAGCUGUCGUGUUCCAAACCCUUAUUUCAUUGUCUCCCAGGCUACUUUUAUUUGUCUUGUAUCAGUUCAGCAGGCGGACACGGAGUCAAAUCUUAAGGUCGACCGACCAGCACCUUGUGCUCUUUAUAGAUUGACCCAACAUGAGGAAAUAUAAGCGAGUGUGAGGCAGAGAUGGAGAUGCACCUGUAGCUGGCUCUUGUAGCACCUCGUCCAUAGGGGUGGUUUUAUAUAUUUCUUUGCCAGGUUUCUGUCAGUAAUUAUUGUAUGUUAUCAAUAAAAAUGGAUUUUCACUGAA